Molecule: messenger RNA, 3787 nt
Organism: Monopterus albus (swamp eel)
Lineage: Eukaryota; Metazoa; Chordata; Actinopteri; Synbranchiformes; Synbranchidae
Product: transcription factor E3-like
Exons: 11
Coding region: 293-1777 (494 amino acids)
Biological process (GO): regulation of transcription by RNA polymerase II
Cellular component (GO): nucleus
Molecular function (GO): DNA-binding transcription factor activity, RNA polymerase II-specific; protein dimerization activity; RNA polymerase II cis-regulatory region sequence-specific DNA binding
Source: RefSeq, a predicted model, not a curated record
UUCAGUCCCUGGUUCAGUGUGUAGACCUGUCCAGUCCCGGGUUCCCUCGGCAGCCGCGAAGCGGGCUUGAAACUGAGAGCUGUUCUUGUUCUACCUGUGGAAGAUCUGUGCUGUUACGGGUCCUGGUUCGGUCAGCGCGCAUCUGGAUCAGACUGUGAAGCAUGUUUCUGUUUGUGCUGCAGUGAUUUCACAUCUGAGACUUUGAUCGUGCGGUGGCUGCUGGGAAAUAAAGCCCCUCUCUGUGGUGCACAGUCCGAUCUCUGCACGCUCAAACAACCUUGUCUCUGGAGAAAUGUCAGCUGUCAGCUCGGACCAGACCCAGAACCGACCUGGACCCGAGCCGGAUCAGCAGGAGGUCGGGAUCCUGCAGCCGCAGACCGUGUUUGUCAUUCUGGACUCAUCUGAAACGCUCAGCCUGGUCCGGGUGGAGUCUGGCAUCGUGGCCGACAUUGAGGCUGACAGUUUGCUGCCUUCAGACUGCGAUACCUUCUAUCAGAUCAAGAGUCAGCCUAUCAGCAUCAGUGCAUCAGCAGCAGCCUCCUCCUUUUCCUCAUCUUCAUCCUCACUGCCGUCAGUCAUGUCAUCCAGGGUCUUGUUGCGUCAGGAUCUGAUGCGUCAGCAGGCUCUGGAGGAGGAGCAGCAGCGGCGGCUCCUCUCGAUGGACUCCUCGUCCCCCAUCUCUGUGUCUGUGUCCUCCUGCGGACCUCCUGCUCAGGUCCCUGUGGAGGUGCUAAAGGUGCAGACUCACCUGGAGAACCCCACCAGGUAUCACAUCCAGCAGGCUCAGAGGCAGCAGGUGCGUCAGUAUCUGUCAACCACUGCCAAGACAGCUAAUCAGGAGCUAGCUGGACUGUCGCCAAGAAGGCCCACCUGGUCUGACCAGUGUCUCGUCUGUGAUUGGUCCAUUCAGAUGGAAGAGACGGUUAUCGAUGACAUCAUCAGCCUGGAGUCAAGCCUGAAUGACGAGUUUCUGACACUGAUCGACUCUGGACUGCAGAUUGCCAGCACGCUGCCAGUGUCGGGGACCAUGCUGGAUGUGUACAGCGGCAGCGGCGGGAUGGCCACACCCACAGUCACCGUGAGCAACAGCUGCCCAGCUGAGCUGCACGCCAUCAAGAGAGAGCUGAGCGAUGUGGAGACCAAAGCUCUGACCAAAGAGAGACAGAAGAAAGACAACCACAACCUCAUCGAAAGGAGGAGGAGGUUCAACAUCAACGAUCGGAUCAAAGAGCUCGGAGCACUCAUCCCCAAGUCCAGCGACCCGGAAACGAGGUGGAACAAAGGAACCAUCCUGAAGGCGUCGGUGGACUACAUCCGCAAACUGCAGAAAGAGCAACAAAGAGUUCGUGAGAUGGAGGACAGACAGAGGAGGCUGGAGAGCGCCAACCGCUCACUGCUGCUGCGUAUACAGGAGUUGGAGCUCCAGGCUCGUCUUCAUGGCCUCUCCUCCUCCUCCUCCUCCUCAUCCUCCCUGGACCCUCAGGCCCUCCUCUCCCCGACGCUGCCUCAGGCCUUCUCCUCCCCUUCCUCAUCCCUGGUGACACCUUCCCUGGGUCUGGAUGCCUUGAGCUUUGUGGAGCUCGAUGAGCCUCGGGGGGCCUCCACCGUCUUCUCCCCGGACCUGAUGUCAGACGUGGGUCUGACGGAGCUCCACGGCCUGGGAGGCCUCCUGAUGGAGGAGGGUGGAGGAGAGGUGAUGUCUGACCCCCUGCUGUCCUGUGGAGCCUCAAAGUCCAGCAGCCAGAGGAGCAGUUUCAGCAUGGAUGAGGACCUCUGAUGACAUCAGCACACAGGUUCCUGGUCGGUCAGAGCUGGAGGUGGCCUCUGACGAGCCGGGAGGAUUGUUUUUAACAGAACUAUUUUUAAAUCAGUGACAUCAUCAAAACAACAAUGCACAAAGCUGAAGUCACAGGCAACAACAGUGUCCAGUGUGACCAUGGUAACCACCCACCAUGCAUUCUCCAGCGUAACCUUGGCAACCAUGAUGCGUCCUACGAAUGCACACAUUCUAACUGAUAGUGUCACCAUGGUAACUGUUGAACGAACGUUCACCUGUAACCAAGACAGCUGCCUUGUCCUACAGUGCAACCAUUUAACCACGGUAACUGCUGUGUAUUCCAGUGUCCCCAGGGCAACAGCUGUGUAAGCGCCAGUCUGAUUGCUCCUGGUCCUUCAGCAGCUAAGCUAAAGCUAAAAGCUAAUGUCCUUUGGUCAGCUGCUGAGGCCACUCCCACCUGGAAAACACAUGAAAACCAAAAGCACAAACACUGAUGCAAACUUAAGAUUCUAAUUGGGGUGAAAAUAUAAGAAGUGACAAGGGGAUUCAUCUGGUUUAGUUUUCUGUAUGUUGUCCACAUCAGAUGAUGUAGAGACUCACUAAAAUGUCAGGAAUACUUCAUAAACUUCAAGUAAAUUUGUAAUUAUGGGAUGCUACUUCUAAAUUCAGUUUGAUCAUCUCAUCGCUAUGGUUGCAUAGCUUAUCAUUUUAGAAAGUCCGUGUUUUUCCUUUUCAUCUCACAGACAAAGCGACUGUUUCUACAACAUGUUCCUGUGGAUGAAAAAGCACUUUGAAUGAUGCCUGUUGAUAUUUUCACAGCAUCCGUGUGUUCAUCUGGCCACAUCCCCGUUAGUGAUGUCACUGCAGGUGUCUCACCUGCAGCAGCACCAGUAGAGUCUCAACUUUCAAGCAGAAGCCAGUUGUUUUUGCAACUCGUUGCCUUGUGUAGAUGAGUUUACCCAGCAGGUGGCGCUGUAGACACUCACCUGAGUUUGUCUGCAGGCGCACGCUCACCUGGACUCUGAGAAGAUGUUAUAAACAGUAACACAGUGGAAAUGAGCUCCCUGUUUCUCUUCAGGCCUGUAAAUACGAAUUUUGUAUAUAAACACAAAUCUAUAGUCUACAGUCUAUAAUCACCGAGCGCUGGAAACAGCCAGUGACACGUUUCAGUGCCGAAACGUUUGCUGAGUGUUUCCUGGACAUUAGAGGAACACGUGAUCAAGUUCAUUAUUAUUCUUUUAUCAUUAUUACUGAUGUUUGUGCUUUGUGUUAGACAUGAGGAGACAGAAGGGAAACUAACUCAUCGUCGUCGUCGUCAUCGUCAUUGUCAUGCCCUGGCCUCACUGCGCUGUUAUAUCAAAUCUCUCCUCCAAAUGUUUCCUUCCCUGCAGGCAGCCACUACUUCACCUCACUGUUUCUCUCAGCUUGGCCACCGUUUGAGAUUCAUUUGUGUUUACUGUGUCUUCAUUGUUGUGAGGUCCGACUCCUCACAGUCCCCAUGUUUCUCCCCAGUGUUGCCAAAGUCUCCCAGUCAGAACCCAGCACUUGGCUAACUGCAAGUGGAGCCCAGUGGUUCCUUCAGGAGACGUCUGUUUGUCCAGCACAUACUAUAUUUUUUACCAACAGAGUCUUUUGGAUAAUGUUACAUUAAACAUUUGAUGUUGUCCUUAUAUGAACAGAAACAUAUACAAGAACCAGGAAGUGUAAUGUUAGCAUGGAGUCAGUCAGUUAUACUGUGCUACACCUUCAGCCCCAUUUUUUUAAAAUCACAGUUGUUUACAUUUGGAGAAUAAAGUAAACUGAACCGCCUGUGAGCAGUGUCCCCAUGGAUGUCCACUCACUGGAUCACUGAGACUGAAGGACACUUAGAACCAGGAGGAUUCUCAGACAGGGUUUCUCUAUGGAGACUCGCUGCUCUACAACUUCGAACCGGGGUCAUGGGAGUUUAUAGCAAGCAAGCAAAGUUUAUUUAUAUAGCACCUUUCUAAACCUGCGUUACAAGGUGCUUUC